Messenger RNA from Saccharomyces paradoxus, 960 nucleotides. It is a transcript of the gene TRR1, whose product is annotated as thioredoxin-disulfide reductase TRR1. Lineage: Eukaryota; Fungi; Ascomycota; Saccharomycetes; Saccharomycetales; Saccharomycetaceae. Gene Ontology annotation, biological process: removal of superoxide radicals. Gene Ontology annotation, cellular component: cytoplasm. The record is from RefSeq and is a predicted model, not a curated record. Bases 1 to 960 code for a protein of 319 amino acids. Gene Ontology annotation, molecular function: thioredoxin-disulfide reductase (NADPH) activity. The transcript has a single exon.
AUGGUUCACAACAAAGUUACUAUCAUCGGUUCAGGCCCAGCUGCGCACACCGCCGCCAUCUAUUUAGCAAGAGCAGAAAUCAAACCAAUCUUAUACGAAGGUAUGAUGGCGAACGGUAUUGCUGCCGGUGGGCAACUAACCACCACCACAGAAAUUGAAAACUUUCCAGGUUUCCCAGAUGGUCUGACAGGUAGCGAACUGAUGGACAGAAUGAGAGAACAAUCCACGAAAUUUGGCACUGAAAUUAUUACAGAGACAGUUUCCAAAGUUGAUCUGUCUUCCAAGCCAUUCAAAUUAUGGACCGAAUUUAAUGAAGAUGCAGAACCUGUGACCACGGACGCUAUAAUCUUAGCCACAGGCGCUUCUGCUAAGAGAAUGCACUUACCGGGUGAGGAAACCUACUGGCAAAAGGGUAUUUCUGCCUGUGCCGUGUGUGAUGGUGCCGUUCCUAUUUUCAGAAACAAGCCAUUGGCAGUUAUUGGUGGUGGUGACUCUGCAUGUGAAGAAGCUCAGUUCUUGACCAAGUACGGCUCAAAAGUGUUCAUGCUUGUCAGAAAAGAUCAUUUGCGUGCUUCUACCAUUAUGCAAAAACGUGCUGAGCAGAACGAAAAAAUUGAAAUCCUUUACAAUACUGUUGCGCUAGAAGCUAAGGGGGAUGGUAAAUUAUUGAAUGCCUUAAGGAUUAAGAACACUAAAAAGAAUGAAGAAGCUGACUUGCCAGUCAACGGUUUAUUUUACGCUAUUGGCCACUCUCCAGCAACGAAAAUUGUCGCUGGCCAAGUCAACACUGAUGAAGCAGGCUACAUUAAGACUGUCCCAGGCUCCUCAUUGACCUCUGUGCCAGGGUUUUUCGCUGCUGGUGAUGUCCAGGAUUCUAAAUACAGACAAGCUAUUACUUCUGCUGGCUCCGGUUGUAUGGCCGCUUUGGACGCUGAGAAAUACUUAACUUCCUUAGAAUAG